Messenger RNA from Melozone crissalis (California towhee), 571 nucleotides. It is a transcript of the gene NHP2, whose product is annotated as NHP2 ribonucleoprotein. Gene Ontology annotation, biological process: rRNA pseudouridine synthesis; snRNA pseudouridine synthesis. The transcript is spliced from 4 exons. Bases 23 to 472 code for a protein of 149 amino acids. Gene Ontology annotation, cellular component: box H/ACA snoRNP complex; nucleolus. Gene Ontology annotation, molecular function: box H/ACA snoRNA binding. Lineage: Eukaryota; Metazoa; Chordata; Aves; Passeriformes; Passerellidae. The record is from RefSeq and is a predicted model, not a curated record.
GCGGAUCCGGCCUGUGGCGGCCAUGGCGCGGGAGAAGCCGGAGGCGGCGGCCGAGGCGGAGGCGACCCCGGAGCUCUCGUACCGGGAGCAGCUCGACUUCCUGAACCCCAUCGCGCAGCCGCUCGCGUCCCGCAAGCUCACCCGAAAGCUGCUCAAGUGCAUCAGGAAAGCGACCAAGCACAAGCAGCUCCGCCGCGGCGUGAAGGAGGUGCAGAAGUUCAUCAACAAGGGCGAGAAGGGGAUCACGGUGCUGGCCGGGGACACGCUGCCCAUCGAUGUGUACUGCCACAUCCCCAUCAUGUGCGAGGACAGGAGCCUCCCGUACGCGUACGUCCCUUCCAAAACGGACCUGGGAGCUGCAGCCGGCUCCAAGCGCCCGACCUGUGUCAUCCUGAUCAAGCCCCACGAGGAGUACCAGGAGGCCUACGACGAGUGCCUGGAGGAGGUGUCGGCCCUUCCCCUGCCGCUGUGAGAGCCGGGGCCGCACGGCUGUUUCUGGGGACUCUGCCCAGAGGACUGAUGGGGGGAUGCUGAGCGCUGUGGGGUCAAUAAAGGUGUCUGCGGGUUUGUA